AUGACGAACCAAGAAAAGAAUCUCCCCAAGAAGGAGACCUUCGCCGGAACUCUCAUCCAGACCCGUGGGAGUAGCAAGAGAAGGGAACUAACCUUGGAAAUAGAGUUUGCGAGGCACCCAGUAACAAAGCAAAAAUCGGAUCGCAAAGGUAAAAGCUCGCCGGAGAAAGCAAAUGAGGCCCGCCGGAGAAUACAGGUAACCAAUGUUAUUAUUCAUGGUCUAGUGAUUCACCAUAUUCGACCACACACACCUGGUGCUGUAAUGGGUCCAGGCAAAAAGAUGGGGACCAUGGAUCGCAUAGAUGGAGAUGCAAUCAGGUUGGUUACAUCUUCAAAGGUAUGGAUAGACCACAACACACUAUUCGAGUGUGAGGAUGGUCUGAUCGAUGUCACUCGUGGUUCCACAGGGAUCACCAUCUCAAACAACUGGUUCAGAAACCACAAGAAGGUCAUGCUUUUGGGUCAUCAUGAUGGAUUCUUGAGGAACAAGGACAUGAAGGUCACUGUGGUAUUCAACCAUUUUGGUCCCAACUGUAAACAAAGGAUGCCAAGGGUUCGUCAUGGUUAUGCGCAUGUAGUGGACAAUCUCUACCAAGGAUGGGGAUUGUAUGCAAUUGGAGGAAGCGUGAAUCCUAGCGUAAAGAGUGAAGCAAACCUUUUUAUCGCACCAAACUCCCGGAACAAAGAGGAUAUGGAUUGCUUUCAAUAGUGACUCGAAAUGAAUUGGGAUCCUCUGUUGUACUCCAUUGUUGCUGUACAACAGAGGAUUUAGGCUCUGCUCGAACGUACCUUCGAAGCACAAAUGGAUGAAACUUAAAACACCAAAAGGUUUCUCUUAUAUGGCCUCUGAAGAGAAGCUAUGGCAAUGUUGGUUUGGAUUCUUUUUGUCAAGUUGAUUUUGAAGAUUUUUUGUAAGAACAAUGAGCAGUGCACUAGUAUACUCAGUGUCACUUGGCUCACAUUGUAUGCUUUCAUCUAUACAACUGUGUGAUUUAAUUAAAGUGCAUCAAUUGUCUUGUUUCUUUUUGUUUUGCUCCCUAUAGAUUGUGUGUGUGUGUGUGUGUGUGUGUGUGUGUUUUGAUAGUUGAGUCACA
This is a messenger RNA of Cornus florida, 1093 nucleotides long. RefSeq names its product probable pectate lyase 16. Bases 1 to 708 code for a protein of 235 amino acids. The record is from RefSeq and is a predicted model, not a curated record. The transcript is spliced from 5 exons. NCBI's taxonomy places the organism in Eukaryota, Viridiplantae, Streptophyta, Magnoliopsida, Cornales, Cornaceae. Gene Ontology annotation, molecular function: pectate lyase activity.